Sycon ciliatum is the source of this 2084-nucleotide messenger RNA. RefSeq names its product mitogen-activated protein kinase 8-like. The transcript has a single exon. Lineage: Eukaryota; Metazoa; Porifera; Calcarea; Leucosolenida; Sycettidae. Bases 18 to 1073 code for a protein of 351 amino acids. Gene Ontology annotation, cellular component: nucleus; cytoplasm. Gene Ontology annotation, biological process: JNK cascade; protein phosphorylation. Gene Ontology annotation, molecular function: JUN kinase activity; ATP binding. The record is from RefSeq and is a predicted model, not a curated record.
CCUUGGAUACUAUUGAGAUGUCUCGCGGAGGAAGUGAAGCGUAUUCGUUCUACAGUACAACUAUCGGAGAAGAAACGUUCAACUUACCGCAGCGAUAUGAAAAGGCAUCCUUGAUUGCGAAAGGAGGACAAGCUGUUGUGGUGGAGGCCUGGGACAAACGGGAAAAGCAGAAGGUUGCCAUCAAGAAGAUUUGCAAGCCGUUCCAGGAUGCCAUCUCGGCUAAGAACACGUUCAGGGAGGUAGUUCUCAUGCGCAACUUGCAGCAUCGUCUGUGCAUGGGCGUAUUGGACAUAUUUACUUCGGCCUCAAACCUGAAAGAAUUUAGCGAUGUUUACCUGGUGAUGCAGAAGAUGGAUUGUGACUUAAGUUCUAAAGUCGGCAAUCACUUGGACCACUCUGAUAUUGUAUCAAUCCUGCGUGACAUUCUUUGUGGAGUCCGUUAUUUGCAUGCCAGAAACGUCAUUCACGGAGAUCUAAAACCUCGCAAUAUUUUGAUGAAUAGCGACUACACGUUGAAGAUUGCUGACUUCGGAAUGUCGCUAGUAGAUGACGGAGAGGGAAACGCGGGUGUAACCGGCGGGACCAGUGCCUAUCUUGCUCCAGAAGUCGUCCAGAGCAGUCAUUGCGGAAAAGGUGUGGAUUCGUGGGCGAUCGGAUGCAUCCUUUCGCGGCUUCUGGGACAGCAGAGACUGCACCAAGCUAAAGAUCCUACUAACCAGCAUAUGAUGACAUCACAGGGUAGUGACGUAAUGGAAACACCGGAAGAUUGGAUCCGCACUAAUCAAGCUAAGGACCUUAUAUCCAAGAUGCUUAAGAUCAACCCUGACGAGCGCAUCUCCAUUGUACGCGCACUUCGCCAUCCGUACGUCCGAAGACCGCGGAGCAGUAGUAAACCGCGUCGUUCCGCCCCGGACCAGUUUACGCACACAAUGUUCUCGAAAGACCGAACUGUCGAGGAAUGGAAACAGAUCACAUAUCGCGAAAUCCAGAACGAACAGGAUCACGCUCGGCCCCUUUUUCUCAGUGGUGAGGUUGACGAUAUUGCUGUGGUUGCUGCUGGUAACCCUUUAUAGUUAGGUUCCAGACCUCGCCUGCAAGAAGAUAGUGGUGAAGAAAGACGACAAGAGCUCGACAAGCCAUGGGGCCAACAUGUUCUUGCCACUCACCCUGGAUCCACGCUCAGCUAUGGGCAAAGUGCAUUCUCUGCAGUUGCAGUACUGUAAUAGGGACCAUGAAUCUUGCCACUCUCUCUCUCUCUCUCUCUCUCUCUCUCUCUCUCUCUCUCUCUCUCUCUCUCUCUCUCUCUCUCUCCCUCUCGUUGCUGCUGAUCGUGAUAGGUAUAGGCAGCUUGUUUAUCAGUGUAGUUAGGGUUUUUUGGUUUUUUUUACACAACAGAACAACAAGGACAAUCAAGUCUUAUUUGCUGCUACUUUAAGUUUCGUGCUCAAGCAAUCAUCAGGCAAAAUGAAACUUAAAGUAGCAGCAAACAAGCCUUGAUUGUCCUUGUUGUUCUGUUGUGCAUUACGCUCUGCUUUUGUGGUGUUGAGCACUGUCAGCACUCUGUGUACAUCCUUCGGUGGGUUUUUUUAUAUUGCUGCCUUAUGACACACAUGCCGUCCCUACGACCAGAAUGGUUAUGAGGUAUACAUACAUACAAUAGGGAGAGAGCCUGAUCGAGCCUGUGGCAAACAGCGCGAGGCGAUUGAGAUACAACGUACGUGAUACUAAGCCCAAUGUCAACAUAAGCAUAGGAGUGGAUUUCGUAAGUCAGAAACAUUUUGUUCUCAGCUAGUCCUUGCUGCUACUUUUUUUUGUACAUCAAUAUUACUGAAUAUAAUCAUGAGGCGGGUCACACAAAUCCAUGCUGUUCCUGUCGCAUCCCUGGUGAUUACGGCUAGGCAUAGGAAAUGUGGGAUCUCGCGGUUGUCUGCUUUUCUCACCAUCGUGUCGUGCAAUGAUUAUUAUUAUUAUUUUUUUUUUUCCAAACUGGUUUAUUAUGUACUAUUAUGAGAUGAAAUAAAACAGGAAAGGGCACAGGCACUGAUACGUGCAAGGGAUAGCAAUCAACCUUGCACAUGAAUUGA